Anopheles stephensi (Asian malaria mosquito) is the source of this 3290-nucleotide messenger RNA. Its product is annotated as acyl-CoA-binding domain-containing protein 5. NCBI's taxonomy places the organism in Eukaryota, Metazoa, Arthropoda, Insecta, Diptera, Culicidae. The record is from RefSeq and is a predicted model, not a curated record. The transcript is spliced from 4 exons. Gene Ontology annotation, molecular function: fatty-acyl-CoA binding. The coding region runs from base 1182 to 2276 and encodes 364 amino acids. Gene Ontology annotation, biological process: fatty acid metabolic process.
CCUUUCCUUACUUUUGUUUCACUGUGCACUGUAGCCAGCAGGCCAGCUGAAGCAAAACAAGUGUUACUUUUCUGUUGUGAUCAUCGUUUUAUCGAGAGGACCGGUGCAAAUUAGCAAUAAUGCUGCAUUGACUGUGUAUUUGAGUGUCUUGUUUCGUUCGUUCUGUAAACCGUACCGUAGCGGUCCGUGCUCGAAAAUAUCGGCUCAGGGUUUAAAGUGAUAUAGCCUGUUUUGUGCCACCGCGUAUUGAACGUAGUUGGACACGUUCGGGAAAAUUGUCAUCGAAUGUUGUGACGAGGGGGACAAAGUGCAAUUAGACUUGUGGCUAGAGUAAAAAACCCGUCUGCGAAGGCAUUGCAGUCCGAUACCGCAACUGAAUUUGGAAAGUUUACGGUGGAAAAUCUCACGCUCCGUGGCAUCGCCUUUUUGUACACUCCCUCCUAGAGUUGUUUGUAUAGCAGAGAGCAGAGGGAAUCUUGGCGCUGGCAGGAAUAGGCGAACGCGAAUCGAAGCUGAAGCUGAGUGACAAAGGAAGGGAUGAUGAGCAGUAGUAGUUGGGUGAAGCUGCACACAUAAAGCUGGAAAUCAGGCUGGCUAGGUCGGAACCGUAGUGUUGUGCCCUUUGCGUACUGUUGAGUUUUACCGUGUGUGCACCCGUGUGUAAACAACGUAGGACAGUAAUCGAAUGUCAGAUAGGAAUAUCGCAUUUUGUGCGUAAUUGAUUAGAAGACACAUUGUGCUGGACGCAUUGUGGUUUGGUUGAACAGAAAUAUCUUCAACAAAUUACGAAACUCCUGACGAAAAUCAUAAAAUAUGCCCACCAGCAGCAUGCAUAGCAACACCAAGUAGUGCAUCGAUGUUACGACGCACACUAGUGAAACGACGACGACUCGAUAGUCGCUGAUGACUGCGUAACGAAGGAAAGUGAUCGCAUCGGACUUCCACACGGAAUCACGUAAAUCCGAACGCGUUCGGAGCUAUUAAUUUGACCCGGAUUGCGUAACGACUACGAUAAUAAGUAGUGGGCUAGUGGCGGAACCUCUACGAUACCUCGAAGUAUCGCCCUGUGAGAUACGCGUCCUACGACGACCAGACGUAUUCGACGAGCUGGCAUAAUACCUGUAUUGGGUUGAGGCAGGAUUCGCAGAUGCAGUAGUAGCACGCCCAUAUCCGAUCGCAAAAUGUCGAUUGAGCAACGGUUUAAUGCAGCGGUUAACGUGAUCAGGGGACUGCCAAAGAAUGGACCGUAUCAACCAAGCAAUGAUAUGCUGCUACGGUUUUAUUCAUACUACAAGCAGGCCACGAAAGGCAAGUGUGAUGAGCGUAAACCGGCCUUCUGGGAUGUUAUUAAUCGUGCCAAAUGGGACGCUUGGAAUCGGUUAGGUGACAUGGACAAGGAAGUGGCUAUGCAGAAAUAUGUAGACGAGUUGAAAAAGAUUGUUGAAACGAUGUCCUACACCGACAAUGUGGCCAACUUCAUGGAAUACAACAUGAGCGAUCUGGACAAUGUGAGCAUCCAGGAUUUGGAAAUGGUUGCGCCGGAAGCAAUUAAAAAAGUUCGCUCCCGUCCAAACUCACCGUUUGCAUCGCGGGAAGCGAGUCCCAAUCGACUCUCGCCGGUCACACCUUCGCCGCCGCCGCUGAUGUCCUCUCAGGCCGCGCCGAUGGUGAAUGGGCACGUGCAUAAACCGAUGGCGAUCAACGGAUACACUCAGAACGGCUAUCAUGCCGGUCAUCAUCAAUCGAAUGGCGUUGUUUCGUCGACGGUGAGCAACGGCGCUAGCUCGGGACCGUCCGAGCUAAGCGACGACGAGUACAUCGAUACGUACGAUGAUGACUUCGAAAGCGAAACCACUACCACCACCGUUUUCCGUCCAAUCGAGGCCGUCAAUCAUGCUCACUACUAUCAGAAUGGUUUGUCCAAUGGGGCAGGAAGGCCGAUGGUUAACGGUGCGGGAACGUUCCUACACGGCUCGGAAGGUGCCGGCUUUCUGCGAAACGAUGUGGCCGCUCAGAUUACCCGAACGAUCGAACGGUUAAACAUUAGCGUGCAGCAAGUAAACAAUCGGGUUAGCGUGAUUGAGCAAUCGAUGGCUGAACUGCGAGAACAGCAACAGCAGCAGGUCGUCAAAAUGCGCGCCGCCUCUGCGCGGUCGGCGCGUCCUGCUUGGUGGCCUUUUGCCGAAAUAUCGCCCGGACUGUUGGCAUUCGUCAUACUGUGGCCGCUGGUAAUCAAUCGAAUAACUGGCAGCUGGGUGCAGAGAAAGAAUGCCUGAAAACGUGCGAAACGUAAGGAUAUUGCUGGAACAAUAGAACAAACAUGGAGUUGUGAAUAGUGGUAAUAACGUUCAGUAGCAGCCACGCAUUGCAGCGGUUUUAUUCGCUUAGGAAGUAGCAGUCCCAAUUACCCAGUGCAUCUACAGCAAGUAAGACGACUCUCGUACGCGCGAAGUCAUCAUAGCAGAUUAGCCAAUAACGUUUGAUGUUUCAUUUUUCGCAACACCAAAUUCCCACAUUCAGGCACGCAAUCACACGCACGCUUAAUACGGAUGGAUGGAACAAUUUAAAGCGACAAGCAUGUACAAAGCGUACAGCGUGUUUGAUGGAAAAGAUGAAAGGAGGAACAUUCCAUUACAUCUAAACGAAGAGCGAACGGAAACGAUACGGAAGCUUCGAUUAGACGUGGAAAUUAUGCAGUAAAGUCAAGUCGUACAGUUUUGCAGUCUCUCUUAUUUGACCCUACAAGGCCCAAGUGGCACGUUGUUAAUUUAUCGAUGUCUCUCAACACCAUCUGCUAAACGCUCGCCGAAGAAUAAGUGCAAUUUUAUGUAAUGUGUUAUUAUUGUGCUUGACUACAUAGUAUAUAGGCAUAUGAUAUUGUGCUGUUCUUUUUUUCUUCUUUAUUAUAAACUCAAUGUUAGAAAAAUUGUUUUAUGAUGGUGCGGAACUUUUUUUUGUUAUUGAUUUUUCCACCACUGUUAUGAUUGUCCUUUUGGAUUGUUUUAGGAAGGAUAUUAUUCGUUCUGUAAGGUUUGGGUUCAAUUAUGGUUACAUUAUACAAUCGGUUAUGCAGUUAAAAUACACAAAUACUGUGGAUGUGGGGUGGGUGAUUAAGAGUUAGCGAGAGAGUAAAACACUGGACAUUGAUUUUGUGCGAUAGGUAAACUGAUAACAUUUACAGCGAUAUAGUUAGGCUUUUGCUAUGGGUAGGCAUAUUGAUAGAGAAAUUGUAACAAAUCUACAAUUGUUCUUACGGUUCGAUACUAAUAAAUAAAUCGCUAUUAAAAGAA